Bactrocera latifrons is the source of this 3479-nucleotide messenger RNA. RefSeq names its product 72 kDa inositol polyphosphate 5-phosphatase (gene INPP5E). NCBI's taxonomy places the organism in Eukaryota, Metazoa, Arthropoda, Insecta, Diptera, Tephritidae. Gene Ontology annotation, biological process: phosphatidylinositol dephosphorylation. The transcript has 5 exons. The coding region runs from base 743 to 3112 and encodes 789 amino acids. Gene Ontology annotation, molecular function: phosphatase activity. The record is from RefSeq and is a predicted model, not a curated record.
UACGGAUGUGUGAGCUUAUAUAAAAAAAGUACAAAAUGUAAUUAAAAUUUAUAGCCGAAAUAAAUUGAAGAAUAUAUGAUGGUUUUGUCGAUUUAUAAUAUAUUCUUUAAGCAAAAAAUAAAUAGGAGAAAGUGUAUAAUUAAGAUUUAUAAGCUCUAAUUGAUUCCAAAAUUAUCGCAUACUACAUAUACUUUGUUGUGCAUAAUUGUAUUGAUUUUCUAAUGGCACGUUGUAAAUGAUGGACUUCCGGGUGCACUGGGAAUGACUGUUAACUAACGCUGUCGUUAUGAAGAGUAGUUAAAAAGAAAUGAUACACAAAAUAAGAAUAAAUAUUAUAUUUAAAUAUAACAUAAAUGUGUACACGUAUGUAUAAGUAAGCCCAAGUAAUUGUGGCAAAUGUGGAGGUGGAACAACUUUGUGCUGGAUGUAAAAAUUAAAUACUUAAACAUAUACAUACAUAUGUAAACAUUCAAGUAUUCAAAGCGACAAUUAGAAUAAGAAAAUGGAUAUAAUAUAUAGAAUGUAUUGCAUAUAACAGAGAAAUAUGCACAUAUAUAUGCUAUUCGCUUGUUCCUCACUGAAUGGAUUGCCUUGAUUGAAUUAAUGAUUAGCUUAAUUUAUAUCUUUAUCUAAUGCACAAAGAGAAAUUGGAAUUAUGGAUAUAAAUUACAAAAAAGUGAUAAAUUUGAACGUCGUGUACCGUUAAAUCAGAUUUAACAAAUUUAAAACUGAAUUAUUAACAAUGCAAGAUUGCAAUAGUGAAGAGCGUGUUGAAAGCGCCAACUCUAGUCCUCGCUUACCCCACAAACACUUAUCUAUUUUGGGAUUUUUGACAAAGCGUUCCAGUAAAAUAGAGCCACAUCCAAGAGAUGGUGAUUCAAAGAAACAUGACAAAUCAACGCAUCAUUUGCGUCCAUCAUCCGCAUGUGGACAUUACCAUGAUAACACUAGUCAUGAUGUGACCUUCGCCAAGUGUUCAGCUGACCGUCAACGCUCACCUGUUUCACCGCAAAAACAAAAUGGUCUAAAAAAUAAUAGCGAUGCCUUAACAACCAAGAGUAAAACGCUACCAGCUCGUGGCAAUUAUCUAGGACAACCAUAUAACAGUAAUGCUCUAAACUCCAAUUCUCAUGCGCGUAGGCGUAGCACUGAUGGCUCACAAAGCGAUAGUGGCGCUGCUGAAGUGGUGCUGCGAAAGACAGCUAAAUAUCGUUCCCCGAAUCAUAAUCGUUUCAGCCACCAAUUUAGCUUAUGCUGUAAAGCUGAAAAGAAACCCAUGACACCGCCAGUAACAGUGCGUUACAACUCGAUACCAGAUCCAGCCAAUACGACGCUCAAACGUGAUAGCCAAACGUUAUGUUGGAGUUUUAUAGAUAACACAUCGGUUUCGCUACAGUCAUCCGAUGAAAACUCGUCCAUGCAAUUGCCAAAAGGUGAUGCAAAUUUGACAAAUAAAAUUGCAAGAGUGAAUUUAACCGAAUGUUCCAGUGCACCAGAAUCUCCAGUUACGGCUAAGGUGAUGUUUACCUCCUCGCAUAGCAGUCCGUCAAAUGUAUCACUAAAAAGUGGUCAAAGUGAACAAGUGCCAACAUAUAAUAAAGAGGGUGCACAUUGUAGCGGUCCAAUACGUCCAUUAGCUGUUUCCGCUUGCCGUUCACGACUACGACUGAAACUAUAUCCGCCAGACAAAGAGUUACCAUCGUUAGAGCCUAAAUUAAACGAUGCGUCAGCCAACAACAUAAAACGGGCAACAACACCACAACACAUGUCUUCGCCAAAUAUUGCCAUCCAGCCAGACAUAGCGAGAGAAUUGGAAACACACGAAACACAAAAUAUGCGUUUUAGUUCCCAUGAAAAUAUACAAAUGCAGAGAUUGCAAUCCAGUCAAGUAGGCUUAGCACGGCGUGCGCUGCUGAGUGCUCAAGUGCUAAGCUUAAUACCCACGGAUAAAGCACGAGAAAGAAGUUUUAUGGAGGGUCACAUGGGAUCUUCAGCACUGCUGGGACCUGCGGAAUUGGAUCGCAUUUUGCCAAAUAAAGAAAUUACAAUAUUCGUGGGCACAUGGAAUAUGAAUGGGCAAAAUCCACCAAAGCAAAUGAAUGACUUCGUACUGCCAUUGACUGUGGAACAUGUGCCAGAUGUUGUCGCUAUGGGCACACAAGAAUCCAGUCCCGAUAGUUUCGAAUGGGAAGUGACAAUACAAGAGACCCUAGGACCAUCGCACGUACUUUUCUAUUCAACUAACUUAGGCACACUGCAUUUGGCUAUUUAUAUGCGUCGAGAUCUUAUAUGGUAUUGCUCAGCGCCAGAGGAUGCCUCCUUUUCUGUGCGUACCGGCACUGCUUUUCGUACGAAAGGCGCCGUCGCUAUAUCCUUUUGUAUCUUCGGUACAUCAAUGUUAUUCGUUACAUCACAUUUGACCGCUCAUCAGCAGAAAGUCAAAGAACGCGUGUCCGAUGUGAAACGCAUAAUACAUGCGCUUGAUUUGCCAAAAAAUUUAAAUUUACGUCAUAAAAAUAAGGAUGUAACACAGAAUUUCGAUAAUGUCUUUUGGUGUGGUGACCUCAAUUUUCGUCUUGGUGAACCGCGUGAAAAACUCUUGGAAUGGAUUCAAAAUACAAAAUUUCCACUACCUUCACACUUGCCACAUGGCUAUAUGCACACCGAUCAAUUAUCAUCAGUUUUGGCCGACGGAGCUGCUUUUCGUGGUUUUAUGGAAGCGAAUAUAACAUUUCCACCAACAUACAAGUAUGAUCCUGGCACCCAACAUUUUGAUACAUCAUCCAAACAACGCGCUCCCGCAUACACCGAUCGCAUUCUCUAUAAGUAUAGACAGUCACAGGGUUUAGGCAUACGUCGUGGCAGUACACUUGCAUCAGGUGUAAACGCUCCACAGCCAUAUGUGCAGUGUUUGCUGUAUGAUUCUGUGCCAUCUAUUACAACUUCGGAUCACAAACCGGUGUGGGCGUUGUUCAAAACGCAGAUUCGCGCGGGCACCGAUUCUAUUCCAUUGGCGGCUGGUCUAUUCCAUCGUGAUAUUUAUUUGGAGGGUAUGAAAAGACGCUUAAAUAAUCAAUAUUCCGGUUCAUCUGCAGUAUGUGCUAUACAAUAAUGGCUUUUAAGAUUGGAGGCUUUAAAAUGUGCAUAUAAAUACUCAAAUAACACAGAAUUAAAUACUCGGCUACAAUAUAUUUAAGUUAUUAAGCGAAAAAGAUAUAAAUAUGCUCCAGCUGCUAAGUGUCAGUGACUAGUCAUUUAAACCAAAUAAUAUCUAAAAUUAUAUAACCAUAGUAAAUAAGUAGAAAAUUAGCGAAAAAAAACUAGUUUAAGUACAUUAACAAAGACAUUGAAUCAACUGAAAUGACAACCAAAGCACUAAGUAAUGCACAAAUGUACACUUGCCUUAACUAAAAAAUAACGCUGUUUCCUAUUCGAUUGUUUUGUUAAACAAAUACAUUAUAAUAGAUCGUAAAAUAAGA